Molecule: messenger RNA, 2856 nt
Organism: Sugiyamaella lignohabitans
Lineage: Eukaryota; Fungi; Ascomycota; Dipodascomycetes; Dipodascales; Trichomonascaceae
Gene: DSE4
Product: Dse4p
Exons: 1
Coding region: 1-2856 (951 amino acids)
Cellular component (GO): cell surface
Molecular function (GO): glucan endo-1,3-beta-D-glucosidase activity; endo-1,3(4)-beta-glucanase activity
Source: RefSeq, a predicted model, not a curated record
AUGAGAGUGCCCGCUUUAUCUCGAACGCUUCUCUCAGCCACCGCCUUGACAUCGGCAAUUCUACAGGCAGAAUCAGCUGUCAUCAUAAAAGAGGUUCAUGAGGUUGUUACCGCAGCUCCCAAGUAUGUCACAGUUACCGCUGGUCAGCCUGUGCAGGUUACCAAAGAUCAAACUGUUUCUGAGCUGACUACUUUGUUUAUUGCAACCACCACUCCAGUUACUGUGAUCCAAAGUACCAUCAUUACCAGUAUUUCUCUGGUCAGUGUCCCUCCUGUCACCCAGUAUUCGACAUACUCUACAACUUCACUCAGUAAAACAAUUGAUCCCGCUACUUAUACUACUGGUCUCAGUAUCCCGCCAAACACAGUGGCAACGGCCGGACCGACUUCGUCUAAUCAGGCUACACCGGUUGCUGCCCCAUCUGCAGCUGAAUUCCUGUUGUCAACUCCAGCCUCUUCGACUUCUAUUCCAUCGACAUUACAAGCUUCAUUCACUUCUUCAUCGCCAAGCAGCUCAACACCUUCGUCAGGCGCUCCUGUUCUGAGCUCCUCAACUGUGGGUUCAGUCGCCUCUUUGUCAAGUUUGGUGAGUCUUCCUGCUUCCUCUUCAUCGACCAGUUCAUCCAGCUCCUCUGCGGCUGGAAUUAGCUCAAGUGAGUCAGCAGCUCCUGUUUCACAACCCUCUAGCGGUGCCUACUAUCAACUUGGUGGCGACAUUUUCUCUCAGCCUGUGUCAACAGAGGCCCCAGCUUCUGUUUUCCCUAGAGAAGAUCUUGAUAUCUCGAUUCCCUCUGGCGUCAACAAUAAUGGAAACCCUCUUCAUACCAACAAGUUCUACAGCAAUUUGUUCUUAGCUGACCAAAUGUAUCCUGUUUAUGCUCAGCCAUACUCAGUCUGGUGGUCAAAUGACACCAAUUACUACGGAAUGGCUAUUUCUCAUGUUAAUCAUAGCCAGCGUGCAUUUGGUCCAGAUCCAAAUGCUGAUCCCGUUGAAUACUAUAUCAAUCCUAUUGGCCUUAUGUCAUUUGUCUAUUCUGCAUCUGAGUUUACUAAUGACAACAUGCAACUGAGUGUCUCUGACUCAGAUACAUUUUCUGUCAAUGCUGCCCUCUCGACCGGCGGAUCAUCAGGCUCUGUUAACUUCCCUUUGGUCGUUGGAAUGGGUUUUGUUACUGCCGAAUAUAACGGAUUGACUCCUUAUUUCUACAGUCAACUUGGAUUCAAUUCAGUUACUAAAAGCAGCAACCCACCUGCGUCAAAUAUCCAGAAGUACAUUAUUACUCUUUUCAACGGUGUCACCUGGAACCUCUAUGCUACGGUCCCUGAAGGCCAGGACUUUGAUCUUGACGUGCUGAAUGAUUUUGAGAUCAAGGCUACCACAGGACCUGCCAAUGGUGUUGUUAUUCAAGUUGGUGUCGUCCCCGCUGGUGCAGAUAGCUCUUUUGACAAGGCUGCUGGUCAGUAUCCUGUCAGUGCCAGUGUUUCUGCUAGUGUAAACAACGAUGUUGCAUCAUAUACUAUUGAUUACUCGACUAAGGGUACAUCGGCUGGUGGCACCACUUGGAUCUGGACUUUGCCUCAUCAAACCCAGUCAUUUGACUCUUCAAUGAGCAGUGCUGCUACUCAGUUCACCAUUGACUCCAAUACUAAGGGUGUGAUGACUGGAUACUUGACCAACAAGUUAGUGAUGAAUGAAGUUCUCAACACAGGUAUGCAGUUUCUGCCUUGGUCUUCUCAAAGCUCUUUUUCAGGUCCUUCCUACAGUCAAGAAGCCUUGCAGCUCAUGGCUAGUGUUGCGAAUCAGGAAUUGGCACAGGAUAUUUCUGGUCAGACCAAUAGUCCUUCCACAUACACAUCAGGCAAAGCGUUUGAUAAGUUUGCUUACAUUCUUCUUGUUGUCAAAGACAUUCUCAAAAAUGAUGACUUGGCUAAGUCUGGUCUUGCAAAUCUCCAACAGGCGUUCUCCUUGUUUACCAGCAACACUCAGCAAACUCCUCUAAUCUAUGACACUUUACUCAAGGGUGUCACAUCUUCAGCUGCCCAGAAUGGUGGAAGUCCUUUGGAUGAUUAUGGAAGUCCUUACUACAAUGACCAUCACUUCCAUUACGGCUACAUGGUUCACGCUGCAGCCAUCAUUGGUUACAUUGAUCAAGCAUAUGGCGGUAACUGGAUCAAUGAGAACAAAGAUUGGGUCAACUCAUUGGUUAGAGACGUCGCUAAUCCAUCUCAUGAUGACAGUUACUUCCCUGUUUCACGUAUGUUUGAUUGGUUCAGUGGCCAUUCAUGGGCUCAUGGUAUGUUUGCUAGUGCUGAUGGUAAAGACGAGGAGUCCAGUUCCGAGGACUAUAACUUUGCUUACGGUAUGAAGCUUUGGGGUAAAGUGACAGGUGAUGCUAAUAUGGAAGCAAGAGGUGACCUUAUGCUCUCAGUCAUGGCAAGAUCUCUUAGCAACUAUUUCCUAAUGCUGGAUAACAACACAAACCAACCAUCCAACUUUAUCAAGAACAAGGUACCUGGUAUCACUUUCGAGAAUAAGGUUGAUCACACCACUUACUUCGGCACUAAUCUUGAGUACAUUCAAGGUAUUCAUAUGAUCCCCAUCACUCCUGCUUCUGGCCUCAUUAGAAGUGCCGAGUUUGUUGAGCAAGAGUGGACUGAGAAAUUGGCUUCUAUCAUUGAUUCCCUUGACAGUGGUUGGGCUGGUAUUCUUAGAAGUAAUCAAGCCCUUUACGACCCUGUUUCAGCUUAUAAUUACUUUGCUCAAGAUAACUUCCAGCCUCAAUGGCUCGACGGAGGUGCUAGUAGAACUUGGUACUUAGCACUAUCAGCAGGUCUUGGUGGUUCGCCAUCUUCUUAA